Silurus meridionalis is the source of this 33036-nucleotide messenger RNA. It is a transcript of the gene syne2b, whose product is annotated as spectrin repeat containing, nuclear envelope 2b. Gene Ontology annotation, molecular function: protein binding. NCBI's taxonomy places the organism in Eukaryota, Metazoa, Chordata, Actinopteri, Siluriformes, Siluridae. The record is from RefSeq and is a predicted model, not a curated record. Gene Ontology annotation, cellular component: membrane.
GGCGCGUGUCACGCGCACAGAGCUGCGCUCAUUCACAGCAGCAUUUGCAGUUGAUCUUUUAUUGGACAUUUUAACUUUCCUUGGACUUAUUUUGCGAUAUAUUAACUUCAUGUGUUAGUGGAGAUCUGAUUUGGUCUGGCCUUUUGAGGUCACCAUGGCAUCAGAGAGGACCUCGGAAGACCCAUGCGUGGAGCGUGGUUCAAUCCCACUGGACAUAGAUGAUGUCCAUAUACUGCUUCAAGUGGAGCAGGAACAGAUUCAGAAGAGAACCUUUACCAACUGGGUAAAUGCGCAGUUAUCAAAGAGGAGGCCUCCUGUGGCCGUGCAGGACCUGUUUAGCGAUUUCAGAGAUGGAUCCAGACUGCUGGAUCUGCUGGAGGUGAUGUGCAGCCAGAUGAUGAGUCGAGAGAAAGUCAAGGGGGUGUUCCAGCACAGGGCGAACAUAGAGAAAGCCCUGGCCUUCCUCAAAGCGAAAUCAAUCAAACUGGUCAACAUAAAUGUUCCUGAUAUCAUGGACGGGAAACCCUCGAUUAUCCUGGGGCUGAUCUGGACCAUCAUCAUGCACUUUCAUAUUGAGGAGUUGGCGAGCACGCUGUCCUUUAGCUCUCGCCAGUCGUCUCUGGAGUCACUGGCCAGUCUGGACACACGUUCUACGAGCAGCAGUGCACGCAGCAGCCCGGUUCCACCACAUGGCUCUCCGCUACACACACGCUUCAGGAUCUCUGCUAAAAAAGCCCUCCUGCUCUGGGUCAGAGAGCAGUGCCACAAAGCUGGCUGUACUCUGAAUGUGAAGGACUUUAAGGCAAGUUGGAGAAGCGGUGUGGUGUUUUUGGCCAUCCUCUCCGCUCUGAGGCCUGAUGUGGUGAACUUAUCUGCAGCCAAAACCAGAAGCAACAGACAGAACCUGGAGGAGGCGUUCCGGAUUGCAGAGAGAGAAUUACAUAUACCACGAUUACUGGAUCCAGCAGAUGUUGAUGUAAGAGAACCAGAUGAGAAGUCCAUAAUGACGUAUGUGGCUCAGUUUCUACAGUACUCCAAAGACACACCUUCUUCCGAAGAGGACAUGCAGGUUCAGUAUCUCACUCCUACGAAAUGCAUCUCUCCUGUGAAUCUGCCCUGUAACUUCACUCCUGCUGUUGCAGCAUCUCCACUUCGACAGAGCUCAGCUACACAGAAAGCCCAGGAGGUGACAUGUUGGCUGGAGCAGGCCUAUCAGGAGCUACUGGAAGGAUGGGAGUCCACUGAGGGCGAGAGCUACGCUGAGAGAUAUCAUGUUUUUCAGACUUUUGUGGUGUCCUUUAAUGAGCAGCGUCGGCCUGUGAUGCCGUUGCUGACAGCGAUGAAGAGGACUGUAAAGCUGAGCGAGGAGCAGCGUGCUCUCAGACAUGCCUGGGAUUCCCUAGCUGAGAGGCUUCGUGAGUAUAAGACAGAGCUUGACCUGAGUCUGCCAACUCCGCUGGACACGGUGGGCCGCUGGUUACUGAGGGUUGAGGAGGCCUUGGCAGACAGUGGUGAUGAUCGUCAGGACCAUACACAAGCUGCCCAGGAGGCUCAUGAGAAACAUGAACUGUUUAAGUCAUGUCUUGAGGAGAUGCCUCGGCACAUGAAGACUUUCCAGAUAUUUCAGAAUAUGGAUGAAUAUGGAGAAGUGGUGGUUCCUACAGACAAACUGGAUGAGAUAAAGAGAAGGUUCACUAGUGUGCGUGUCAGUGCUAAGUAUCAUGGCAUUAGAAUGGACUACCAGGAACACAGACACACAGUGCUAGAUCUGCUGGAUCAGCUUACCCUCAAGCUACGCACUUGGAAAAGAGGCUACAUUUCCCGGGAGGCUGUGCGGGUCCUGAUGAAGGACUGGAAUGAGACCAUCAACAAGCAGGGACUGCCUUCAAAGCUGGAAGGGACUCUAUUCAAGCUCAGACACAUUGCUAACAAAUACACCAGCAAGUCUGCUUUGGCGGGUGACUCAAACCGCAUAAGUAUUCAGAUGAAGGAUAUGGAGGCCAAGACUGCAGCAGUACUCGAGGAGGUAAAGAUGGUGAAAGGUACUUUAGCACGCACUUUGGCAGCAUGGGAGUCGUACUGCGACACUUACAGCUUGCUGCACGCCUGGUUGGAGCAGGGGACUCAAACAAACAGACAUGGACAGCGGGCUGAAGUGACUAUAGAGAUGAUGUCCGAGUGGAGCUCGCGCAGGGAGUGCCUGAACGAAGUCGGGAACUACCUGAUGGAUGUCACAGAUCCACAGACCAGCCGCUCUGUUUCUGAUGACCUCUGCAGGAUUAACCUGAUGUGGGCUGACUUUGUUAUAAGUACCCAGUUUGAACUUGUCGAAGAGCAAACUGUUGCUCCACCUAAUCCUCAGACUCUUCAGGGUUUGAUAAGAGAGGCCACGCAACUUCUGAAAGAACCAGUGGAGGUUCUAUCAGUAUCACUUCAAACAUACAUGAAGAGACUACAGUUUGUGAUGAAGAAAAUACAGAAUAUCGAUCUGGAUUCUCUCUCUAUGUCACUUGAGUGCUCAGCUGAAACAGUAAACAAACUCAAGCAAGCCACUCCAGAGGUCCUGCAGACUCUCUGUGAGGCAACGCAAGUGUGUGAAGAGUUGCAACAAAGCGUAACAAGUCUAGAUGGACGUCUGGCCGAGCUUAUACACUGGGAGGUUGAUGUCAGAGAGUUUUAUGACCUUCUAAAAGAAAAAUCAAACAGACACCAAAAGGAGCAGGACUCUAAGACCCGGGCACUGAUUUCUAGAGGUCUGCAGCUGGAAGGUCAGGUGGUAAUGGAGGAACAGGAUUUGCAGGAGAUGGUUAUGUCACGUCAGAAGAACUCACCUCUGCAGUACCUCAUUGUCUUAAAUAUGCAGGACAGGGUUCGUGCCACUGUCGCUCAAUCACAGGAAGCUGUGGGGAUGCUCAGCUCCUUGGGCGCUCGAAGAGAGAGAAGCCCUACAGGAUGUCAGCCUCCACAGAAGCUCUUUGUCCAAGAACAGGAGUUUUCAAAAGGUCAAGUACAACCACAACCAGUGCCUAUGAUUGUUGUGCAGGAAUACCAAGAGGAGCGGAGUCACAUAAAGGCAGAUGCAGACCCCCAGAUAAGGAAAGCAUUAGUGGAAGACUCUCCACUUCUGAGUAAACAUGAACCACAUGUUUCUCCUGAAGAUAAGUCACGGGGUAAUCUGGCAGAUGUUGUUGAACUAGGGUUACCAAGAAGACAGUAUACGAAUGAUACCAAAGAGACCAUGGAAACUCAGCCCCAUCAUUUUGAUAUGAAAGAAACAACAGAUAAAAGUCAGGAAUUAUCCACAACAGAACAACCUCUGACUGUGCAACAGGACCCAACACAAUCACAUAUGCAAGUGGACACUCAGCAACAGACUCAGGGGCAGCAGCAAAUGGUGCAAAUACAGAAACAAUGUACAAGCCAAAAGCAGACUUCAUUCCAAUCAGCGAAGGUAAAAAAGUCUCAGAAACAUGCAGCGAAUAGGCCUUGGCUACAGAAGAAGGGCCAGACAGAGGUUUUAGACUCUGAACAAGUACCGCCACAGUCAAAGUCUAUUGCCACUGUUGUGUCUCAACCGCCAGUAUCUGCAACAGACCCAGUCCAGGCACAGGCCAAAGUGACUUUAAUCCAGCAACAGCAGUCUAUCACAGUUUCUACUAGCACUGCAUCUCAAGCUCAGGUUUCUGCAACAGACACUCAAGCUCAAGCCAGUAACAUUACACAGACACAAGACAAAGAGGUUAAUGUCCAGCAACAAAAGCCUUUGAGGAUCAUUGCUAGUUCUGCAAACGUUGUAUCUACAACAGACCCAGUUCAGUCUGAAUCCAAAAGUGUUAUACAGACACAAUUCCAAGUGACUCAAGCACAGCAACAGCAGUCUGCUAUGCAAGUGACACAAACCAAAAUGGAUCAGGUCCAGAAACAGCAGCCUGUAACACAAGUUAAACUGAGUUAUGUAGACCAACAACCCCCUGUCUCCCAAAUGCUAGCAAAAGAACAAAUGCCAGCUCCUGUGAUUUCACAAAAACAGCCUCCGUCUUCGAUUAUCCAGCAACAUCCGCAUCCCUUCACAGCCACCAUAUUUUCUCAGCCAGAAACAAAGCGAUCAGAGAUGCAACCACAAUUUAUGACUCAAAUACAAAGGCCAGUCUUGGCUCAGACUCAAACCCCAAUUGUCUCUCACACUUACCAGUAUCUACCAGAUAAGAGAGAAGAAAGUCAAACAUCGAGACACUAUCCCACAACACCAGUUCAACCUUAUGCAAUAAAUCAAAGGCAGCCACACCCAGUUGCAGCCCAGUCUCCACCCUAUUCUGCACCCCAGUCUUCACCCCUGCAAACAGUACCUCACAAUCAAUCUCAAGUUGUUAGUAUAUUAGCAACCCAUUCCAAAAGUAAAGCUCCUAUUCAACCACGAAUAAUCAGUAUGCCUCAGAGUCAACCACAAUUUUAUAAGCCACCUCAGUCGCAACCUCAAGUUAUGGGCAUGGGCAUGGGUCAAACUCAUGACAACAUCCAGCAACCCCAGUGGAGAGCAGUCACAGCUGACAUAGUGACACAAAGUUAUUAUCAGCCACUUCACCAGGGUUUCAAUCCAUCCCAUGUGCCACCCCAGGCACAAUUUCAGAGUCACCCACAGGCCCAUGAUGUCACAGCAACCCAGUCUCAGCAAUGGACACCAUUAAAAGGAGGUCUUUUAACACAGAAUUAUCCCAAUAUCCAGGGUUUAGGCCAUGUGGCUUAUCCUCAGUCUCAAGGUUACUCCAGUCCCCAGCAACAAAGUCAGCAUUGGGGUCAGUUUAGAUGUGAACCACCAGUGCAGUCUUAUUCACAAACAAGCCCUCAAAGUCCAUUUCAGUCAUUUGUUUCAUCACAGCACUGUCAACCAGUCAGACAGUCUAACGUGGCCAGCCACAGUUACCCAAGGGUUCAGUUGUCUGAAUACCAACAAGUACAGCAUCAAGUCACUCUAAGACCACAGAGCCUUUCUCAAGAAUGGCCUAAGCCACCAGAAUCACAAUCCCAAAUUCAGUUUCUGGAAAUGGCUCCUCACCAAAUAUCCCACCCACCUUGGGUCCAACCACCAUCCCAAGCACCAUUAAUCAGUCUUGCUUCACAGCAACCCCAAACUCAACAACAGCAGUGGCCACAAUUUAAACCUGAGGUUCCAUUUCAAGUUCAGUUUCAAAACCAAACUUUGCCACAGCCUCAGCUCCAGGUUUUGCAAAAGCCACAGUCAAGAGAGCAGGAGCAACCCCAACAUCAGUCAGUUGGUCAGUUCAAUCCUCCAGCCCUGGUUCCAACAAAACCCCAAGAACCUGCUCAACCCCCACUACAACCCCUAACUCAAAAUCUGCAGUGGCCACAAAAGAAGUUUGAGGGUCUAGUUCAGAUUCAGAGCCAAACUUCUCAGACACAGUCUCAGGUAAAAGUUUUAAAAGAGCCUCAGUCACCAGCAGGAGCAACCCCAAAAGCAUUUAGUUGCUCAGGUCAAACCUUCAGCCCUGGUUCCAAAACCCAAGAACCAGCUCAACCCCCAACUCAAAAUGUGUAUUGGCCACAAAACAGGUUUGGGGGUCUAGUUCAUGUUCAGAUUCAGAGCCAAACAUCUCAGACACAGUCUCAGGUAAAAGUUUUAGAUGAGCCUCCGUCACCAGUGCAGGAGCAACCCCUACAGCAUUUAGUUGCUCAGGUCAAAUCUUCAGCUCAGGACCAGGCUUCUCCUCAGGUCUAUUCAGAAGGCUACACAAAAGCACAGGUACUGGCAAGGAACAAGUUUGAGGAUGCUAAGCACAGCCUUCAACAGCAGAUUCUAGAGACUAUCAACAUUUUCAAGGGCAAGAUAACUAAGGAGUCAUUGGAUGUUAAGCUUCUCAAUGAAUUCCUGGGAGCUGUACAAGCGAUGGAGGCUUUCUGCACCCCAUCUGAGUUGCGAGACAUUAAACUAUUUGCUCAGUCUGUCAGAACUCAGUGGGAGGCCUGCUUCUCUUAUGAGAGCAAUUUAGUUUCAGCUGAACAGCAGCUGGAGGCCCUAAAGCAACUGUGUGAGACAUUCAAUCCAGAAGAUGGCAACAGGCAGGCACAGGCUAAGCUCCGGGAAUGCGAAACAGCACUCGCUGCCAUCCCACCUCAGUCCAGCAUAGAUCAUGAUGUGACCCUGACAAACUCUGGUGUGCUUAUAGAGCAGAAGAAAGAGACAUCAUCGCAAAAAAUAUCCUUUCCUGAGAAACCUGUGGAAAUCACCACUGAGACUUUACCUGUCACAGCUCAAAGGCCAAAAACCGUGGAGAAAAAAGAAAUACUAAAGCAGAUAAGCAUGGAGGAGGACAGGUACAGAAGUUCCAGGUUUGCCUUACAAGCUCAGCUGAAUAGGAAUGAGCAGAACAUGCUAGGUGAUCGCCCCUCAGGAUCAGCCACGGCUACAGACCUGCAAAAGUGGCUCAGAGAGUUAAAGGCCUUGCAGGAUGAGACGGAGUCUUUGUGGUCAGAGUAUGAGACGCAGUGCUCGCAAUGUUCUCAAAUCAACGAGAGAGCGGUGGAGCAGGACCGAGCUGAGCUCACAAUCAAGUGGAGGGAGCAGAGAUUACAGCUACAGAGGAGAGUCGAUUCUCUUGCCUCGGCUCUGGAGUUAAUGGAUUCUAUUGAGCACAACAUUGCAGAGAUUUCUGAACGUCUUGACAAGUUCAUCAAGGAACCCAAAGAUGUUAAAGGAUACACACUGAUCAAUGCAAACCUCCUGAAAGAUGUUAAGGACUUGGAUGAGAGUAUCGAAACGCAGAUGGACCGCCUGGCUAGGUUCGACUCGGAACCCAGCCAUCUAGACCUACGUGACCGCUCUCCCCUCACCCAGUUGGUGCUGAAGCUCCGGUCCAGCCUGGAUCGUCUCCGACAUCAAGUGCGCAAGAGCGAAGCAGCAGCUCGUGCGUUAGACCGAUUUCUGGUAUCACUGCGCACUUUGGACCAGGAUGUCUUGUUUGUGCAGUCCGUGCCCUGUGCUGACGUGACAGUGCUGCAAGACAGCAGGUCCAAAUUAGCUCUAAUCAGAAAGGGAGCAGCAAGCCUGAGUGAUAAAGCGCCACAGUUGGACCAGCUUCUUGGCGGAGCCCAGAUGAAAGUGACGCAAGAGGGAAGCUCUGUGACCUGUCUGGAUAUGGUGGUGGUUCUGGUGCGAAAGUUAGAGGAUGCUGACGAUAAGCUAAUUGUUUGUCAAGAAGAGCUUCAUACAGUGCAGCAGAGUAAAGGACUCGGGAUGAGGAAGAAGACUUUACUGGUGGAGUUGAGGAAGGUACAGGGGCUUGCAGAAAAGCAGGGUUUAAAGGAGCCCACCAUCCCUGCUGUUCAGCACAGGAUUCGUGCCUUGUCAGAUCUGGAGAUGCAGAUGAACUUGUUGCGUCCAGAGUACGAAAGUAUCAGAGAAAUUGCUUCAAUGCUUUCUACAAGCACAGAGCAGCAUGAUGAGCUGGAGACUGUUUGGGAUGCAACAGAGCGAGCUAUUGCAGAAAGGCAAGAACAGUGCAGCACUUUAAUGGAACUGCUAAAGAAGUUUCAGAGCUGUCGUGCCUUCCUCAACAUCCUUCAGAGGGCGGAGCAAACUACCAGCGAGCAAGCGUCAUACAUUAGUAAAGACAACCUCCAGCGACUCAUAUCCAGGGUUGAUGGGAUUAAAAAAGACCUAAGUGGUCUUGGGCCAAAGAUCGAGGAGUUCAGGGCUGUGUGCAGGCAGCUGCAGUCUCAACUAAUGAAACUCCCAGAAUUCUCAGAAGCUCCAUUUGAAACUGAGGCAGAUGCAUUGGUCGACUCCUGGCUGGAUCUCUCAGAGAAGACAGACACCUAUUCAGACAGCCUAUGCAUGGGGCUGGAAGUUUGGGAGAAGCAGCUUAUGCUCGGUGAAGAGGUGGAGGUUUGGGCUUCUGUUAAACUCGUUCUUUUUUCCGAGUCUCACCCCUUCAGUAGCGAGAAAGAGGUCUUCAGUAUGAAGGAUGAGAUCCAGACACAUGAACAGAGCAUCGAACAGUUUCACAGGAAGUCGUUGGAAAUCCAGGAGCUCCUGCAGGGAAAGGAGGCUCCACUGGAGCUACAGGUUAUGGAGACUGCCCUUAAGAAAAAGUUGGAGCAGGUAAAGGAGCUCUUUGACAGCUGCACUGAAGUCUUCCAAGAGCUGCUGAGCGUCCGAGCACAGCUUCUUCAGAGGAUUGACGCCUGUCAAACAGCCAUCCAGCGAAUACACUGCUCAGUGAGAAUGCUCAGUGCUGACAACAAAGAUCUGCUGCAGCAACAUCUGCAGGAUCUUUCUGAUCAGUUGCUAGAUCAAGAGGAAGAGGCUGACUCUUUGAUGAAGGAAGUCGAGCUCAUGUCCAGUGUCACUGCACCACAUGCUCUGGAGGAACCAUCCAAUAAAAGCAAGCGCCUCAAAGAUAACAUUGCAGUGACUUGGGAGCUCAUUAAUCAGAAAAAAGAACUGGGAGAGAAAAACUUUCUCGUCCAGUCAAUUAAAGCUGAAUGCCAGAAGUUUGAGGACUGGCUACAGGAUGCCCAGCUUGCUGUCAAUGAGUGUUUUGAGAACCCAGAGACGAGGGAGGAUGUGGAGGCUUCCAUGCAGAGACUUCAAGAUUUUCUUGCUUCUGAAGAAGGUGAACAGCGACUUGUCCAGGUCAAGAAGGCGUUAGAGAAGAAAGGUCAGGAGGAAGUCCCUGCUGAAACCCAGGCUGAACUUUGUGUCUGGCAACAGGAACAAGAGGGUGAGCUGACCACACUUCGAGCUCACUGCCAAGGUCGACAUAAACAGCUGGAGGACAUGCUUAUCAAGCUCAACAGCUUGCAACUAGAACAUGACUUUUUUCAAGAAUGGUUGCGGCAGAGAGAGACACUGCCAGGGCAAAGGGAAGAGCUGAGACAAGUCCAUGAGAAUUUUCUUAAGGAAAGCGGACGCAUUGAAGCAUUCAGUGAUUUGCUAGCUUCGGUAAGACUAAAAGGUUUACGAAGAGACCCUGUUCUAAGAGACGGAGAAUCCCUGGUGGACCAGUACCACAGUCUUGGAAUACGUUUGGAGAAUCAAUCUCAAAACUAUAAAUCCUUGGAGAAGGAGGUAGAAAUAUUCCAUGUUAAGGAGGAAAAGACUAAGGCAUGGUUGAAAACCCUAAAACAGAGUCUGGAAUCAUUAGACAAAGACAGUCUAACAGAGGAAAAUCUCCUAAAGAUUCAGGCUGUUUUAGAUCUACAUGUUGAGGGUGAGUCCAAGAUGACAGCUUUGGCAAUGGAUGGUGAGACCUUGUGUUCUCAUGAAGAGAUGGAGGAAAGCGUACGGCAGGACCUUAUCUGGAUCCUGAGAAAUAUAGAUGACGAGUGGAGACGAGUUCUGGAUUUGGCACAGCAGCUUAAGGCUCAGUCUGAUUUCCAACAAAAACUCUUAAAGGAACUAACAGCUCUCCAAGAGGAAGAGAAAAAUACCCGGUCAUGGAUAGAUGAACAAAUGAGAAAGCUUGACUUUCUGGAUGAAGACUCUUCAAUACAGGAAAGACAUAACACACUACAGGAAGUCCUGAGUCUGAAAGAUGAAGGCGAUUCAAAAUUGAUAACUCUCAGAAAAAAGGGAGAGAGCAUAUACACUCACGAUGAGAGAAAGAAACGGAGCAUUGAACAAAGCCAUAAAGAGUUAGAGGUGGAGUGGUUAAGAGUUCUGCACACUGCGCAGGAGAUGACCAACCAGAUCAACCGAAGAAUCUCUCUCCAAAGAAUUAGAGAGCUUUCAAGAUCAGCUAGAAAACACACAAGCCUGGAUUGGAAAGCUAAAGUGAUCCUGCAGUCCAUAGAUAAAGAAUGUCCAGCUGAGGAGAUAGUUACCCAAGCUCAGAUUGUAUUGGCCCAUGGUCCAGAGGGCGAUUCAAAACUAGCUGCUGUUAAGCACACAGUUGAGACUUUGUGUAUUCGUGAGAGGUUUAAAGAAGACAGAAGGCGGUCCAUCCAGCAAACACAGAGAGCCUUAGAGCAAGAGUGGAGAGAAGUGCUUGAUUUUGCACAAAUUCUGAGGAACGAAGCAGAAACCCGGGUCGCUCUUGACAAGGAGCUUCGGGAUUUUAAUUCACAAGAAGAAUUAUUUCGAACCUGGCUCAAAGAGCUGCAGGAAAAACUUGAAUCACUGGACAGAAAUGCUCCUCCACAGGAAAUACUUGUUAUAUCACAGACCAUCCUGAACUUACAACCAGAAGCAGAGCUGAAAAUAUCUGCUUUAAAAGAUAAAGGAGAGAAUCUGUGCAAAAAGCUGGAUGAAAGCAGAAGGGAAUUCAUCCAGCAGACACUUAAAGAUGUUCAGGAGAGACUGAGAAUGUUGAUGGAAAUUGCCCAUGAGUGCCAAAAUCAGGCUCAGGUCCAGGAUUCUCUCUCCAGAGACCUUCAAAAUUUCCAUGUUGAGGAAAAAAACAUAAAAUCCUGGGUUGAAGAGUUAAAGCAAGACUUGGUUUCAGUGGGCAAAAGCACUCAUGGGACCCAAGAGCAAAUAGAGGAAAGGCUCAAAAAAACUCAAGCUGUUCUGACCCUUCGAGUUGAAGGAAACGGCAAGAUGUCUUCCCUUAAAAGAAAAACGGAGAGCCUGUGUGGCCGGGAAGAUCUCGAUGUACAAACCAGACGCGCGUUGGUGCAAGACCUCAAGUCGUUAGAGGAAGAAUGGAAAGUAGUUCUCCAGAAUGCUCAAGAGCUAUACAGUCUUUUGAAGAACGUGGUGGAACGCCUGGUUUCGUGUCAGUGCCAAAGACAGCAAACCCAGUGUCGUGUGGAGCAGCUGAAGGAGCAGGCGGCUGCACUGCCCCGCCACUUUCCCUGGCCAGGGUUAGGGGACCGCAGACAUGCAGUAGAACAGGCAAUGGCUUUUCUGGACAAGGCAAGGUCUCUGAGUCCCACCCUGUCUGCUCUCAGAGCCCUGGGCCGUGAGAUGAGUCAGCUCACACGGGACCCAAGCUGGACAGAUCCUUCUUGGGCAGCCAUGGAGGAGUGUAUCUCGGGGUUAAUUAAAGACUUAAUGGAAUUCUGUAAGAACCUAGAGGAGGGCAUUGACACUGAAAGAAACUGCAUUCAGCUGGUGGAGCAGCACAAUGCUGCUCAGGACUGGCUGAGGGAGCAAGUCAAAGGUUUUGUAACUCUGCCUAAUGAUCGUCAUGGGUUACAGGAGUCUAUUAGCACUUUAAAGGCUCUUCUUCAGACAGUGGAGCGGGAGGAGAGAGAGAUGAAAGAGCUAGACAGGGCUAAAGAUGCUCUGAUUAACUUGUGCACUCCAGGGGGUCGUGAUGCCCUGACUUUAGAAACCGGCCACCUCCAUGACCUUUGUGCCGCCUCCAAGAUGGAAAUAAAGGAGAGGCUCAUUGUGUGUGAGACUAGAUUGGCUAGCAUUGAAUUGAAGAUCAGCGAAAGAGCAGAUCAUCUCAGAGCCCAGGCUGAGUGCAUUCUGAAUGAUCUCCGAGCACAGGAAUGUCAAGGAUUUGGUGAAGAAUACAAGAAUCACAGCCAACUACAGGAAAACUGGAAUAUCCUGAAGUCCUGCAAGAAGGAGCUUGAUGAAUUAGAGGGACGAGUUCGUGAUCUAAGCCAGGCUAUGCAUAUGGUUCCCUCUGAGGAGGAUCUUCCUUCUAAUAUAGUUUCUCUUAUUGACACUGUCGCCCAGCAGUACUGCAGAUUGCAGUCCAAGCUGUCUGACAGACAGAACGAGUGUGCUAAUUGCACAGUUCAGUGUAUGAGAGAGGCUCUGCAGGCCUUGCGUUCCUGGACUCACUCAACCCACACACAACCUCUUAUUGACUCGGCUUAUACCAUUCAGGAGAUGAUAGAGAAUGGUGCAGUGCUGCAUAAGAACCUCCAGGAGGCACUCUCACAUAAGCAGCUGCUAAUGGAUUGUCUGGGUCACGAACUUAACGACAAGCUGGAGAGAGACGGCUCAAAUGCAUUAAAGGAUGCAGAUACACUCAUUGUUCAACUUCGGCAGAGGCUGCAGGAUAUUGAGGAAGAGCAGAUCGAAACUAAAGCCCAUAUGUUGUCACUGGAAACACAAACCAGUCAUUCAGUCUCAGAGCAGGUUUCCUGUGAAUGGCCCAGCACACUCAACACUACAACAAAGGUUGUGCAUGAUUGGUCAGAGCCUCAAGAUAUUUCCUCUGCUCCACUGACCAGUGGCUCAGUGGUUAAGCCCAUUGAAAUGGAAAUGGACAGAGAUGCAAUGUCAGUUAUCGAAGAUACCCUCAAAACUAUCAUGCCAGUUGUUCUUAUAUCUGAUAAUCAGGCAGAUGACACUCUGACUACUCCUAAACGUAAAUCAGGAGUCAGUAAGGAGAAAUCUAAUGAAUACUUGUUGACAGAAUCUCCCACUGCAGAACCCCUGCUGGUGUCUGCAGUAGAUGAAUACAGGUCUGAAAUCAGAACAGACGGUUUUCCAAACACAACAGUGACUCUGACCUCUCAACUUAAUGAACCCAUUGAUGUUGCUAAAUCUGAAAGUCUAAGAGCAGACAGUCAGUCAAUUUAUGCUGACAUUCAGGAUUUGGAAUCUGCCACAGAAAAAGCAAAACCAUCUGAAGAGUUAGAGGAAAGAGCACUUCUACUGAACAUCCCUGUUUGCACAGACAGUCUUUCUACAAAACUAAGUAUAUUUUCAGAGGAGAUCGAUUUUACCACAGUAGACUGGUCACUGACAGCACUACAUUUUGACCAAAGUAAACUUAAUACAGAUGGUUUGUCUACCACAGCUUUUGCUGUGCAGUCUGACAUAGUAGCUGAAGUUGAUGAAUCUGGCAUUGGUCUAACAAAAGAUGAAGGAAAAUUUGAAAUGGCGAUGAAGGGAAUAGAGAAGAUACAAUCUGCCUUCUGUGGAGAACUCCAUGAUGACGGGACAUCUGUGGAAGUAAAAUCUCAGGAAUCAAUUGAAAGCAACAAGAGUGCAAUAUUUGCACAAAGUCUUUACAAAGAAUCGGAUGCAGUUGAAAAAGCACAUAAGAUAGCUUCUGAUAGCUGUGAGGAUGAAAAAAUGGCAAAAAAGAAAAUAGCUGCAUUAAUUCUUGAUAGAGACACGGUACAUAUUCAUACCACCGAGGUCCCUGACUUAACUGACCGUAACGUAGGGAGCGUUGUUUCAGCUGCAGACACUGGAUUUGAUACCGUGUUUUCUCAACAAGUGGAACGGUUGGCUACAUUUGAUAAAAUGAGAAAAGAAUCUGACAGUCCGAGCUCUCUGGAUCAACAAGAACUGGAUGAUUCUGGAAAUGCUGUUGACACUAAAUCAAGUCAACUCUCUGAUGAAAAUGUUGAUUUACAAACUGAAGUACUUUCUGGGCAAACAUCUGAAAUCCACAUCGUAACCAGAAGCGCUGAACCAAAUACCACGCAUGCUGAGAGAGAAGGAACCUGGACAACAACCAAUGGUCCAACGGAGGUUCAGAGAGCGAUGGAUCCUCUUGAACACUGCACUUUGAAUAAUGGCCCUCGAGAGACCCAACGAAGAUACGUCAUACUGGAAAGACAAGAAGGACUAGAAAUAUGCCAAGAGCCAGCUGCUGAGGCAUACAUGCCAGGACUGAAUGCUGCCACAAGUAAACCUUGCGAAGUAGUAACAGAUGUUUACAAGCUUGAAAUUACAGAAACCGUUGCACGAGGAGACGGCAAGAGAAUAGAAUCGAAUGCUCUAAACGAGUCUAAAACUUUAGAGAUCAUAGAAACGUUGCCAGUUCCGCCAGCUAGAAGGAAACCAGAGCAUUUAUCCUUCAGUGCCAAAAAUGAAGAAGAGAAAAUUGUGGAUAAGGUAAUUCUGGAAGUUGAGAGCAUCCAAAAGACAACAGAGAAAGGUGAGACUAAACCAACAAAACUAAGCAGGCAAUCUAAGGAAAGUCAAAGUUUGUCAGACAGUUCAGAGGUCCAGUUUGAAGAAGAAAUGAUUCCUGUUUCACAUAGUCAACAAUGCAUAUCUGAAGAAACCCAUGCAGAGGUUAUUCCAACUCCACCCAACAGAAGACAUAAGGAAAGGUUAACAGAUGAAACCGUGUCUCUGGAUCUUGAUUUCCCAACCCCACCUGAGAGAAAACAAAAAGAGAAGCUAGAGGAUCAACAAUUUCAUCUGGAGGAGACGGGCAACACAACAGCUGUUGAGAAUCUUGUAAACCCUACUCCACCAUUGAGGCUAAAAGUAAGACAAGCUGAAAGUGAUAGCACAACAGUGGUCUCAAAAAUCCAAGAGGUUCAGGAGACUCUGGUGAAACCCACACCUCCCACAAGAAAGAGAGAUAGCAGGACUGAGACUGAAUCAGUGUCAGGAAGCAGUGAUUUGGACAAAACAAGGACAAAAGAGAUGGAUGUUGAGGAGUCUCUUGAAAAGCCAACUCCACCAGUGAGGCGCAAAUCAAGCCUAGAUGAAAGUGCUUUCAUCUCCCCAAUGCUUUCUAAACCCAAAGGUGCAAAAGAUAUACAUUUGGAACCCACACCUCCAACACAGAAGAAAGAUGUCAGCAGUGAAAGAGACAUAGAAUGUAAAGAAAUGGACGGUCGGAUUUCUAAGAGCACUGAAUUCGAGAGCACAUUCAGACAAGGAAGAGCUGUUGAGGAACUUUUUGUAAAACCAACCCCACCAGUAAGAAGAAAAGGAAGUCGAGCAAGUCAAAUUCUAGAAAUGGAGGAGACAUUGGUGAAACCCACACCUCCAACAAGAAGGAGAGAGAGUAAAAAUUUUAGUGAUGUGGCCUAUGAAGAACUAGCCAGAAAAAUGUCUGGCAGCACUGAUAUGGGGAAGAUAGUGACUCAAGAGAAAGCUCCUGUGGAGACACUUAUUAAACCGACUCCACCAGUGAGAAGGAAAGUGUCAAUUCAAAUUGAAAACGACUCCAUUUCUCUUCUUUCCAAAAUCCAAGAGGUGGUGGAGAAUGUAGUCAAACCCACACCUCUAGCAAGAAGGAGAAGUAGCAGAAAUGUGAGUGACAAUUUAUCCAGCAAGCUUUCCAGCAGCACUGAUUUGGAGAAGACAGGAGCACAGGAGUCAGAUCACACAGAGCCUCUUCCAACACCAUCUCCACCAGUAAGAUGGAAAGCAAGUCAGUUUGAAAGUACUUCAAUUUCAGAUAAGUCAAAAGCUCAAGAAAUGGAGGCUACAUUGUUGAAACCCACACCACCAAUAAGAAGGAGAAAUAGUGGAAAUAUAACAGACAUAAUGGCCAGUAGAAUUUCUUGCUGUAGUUUGGAGAAUUUGACUUUGGUGACACCCGAAAGAGCUGUUAAAGAUACUUUCGUUAAACCAACUCCACCAGUAAGAAGAAAAACAAGUCGAGCUGAAAGUGACUUCUCGUUUCUUUCCAUUAAAGACACGGAGAAAACUUUAGUGAAACCCUCGCCUCCAACAAGAAAGAGAGACAGCAGAAAUGUGAGUGAUACAGGAGCCAUCAAAAUUUCAAGCAGCACUGACUUGGAGAAUUCAGUGACACAAGAGAAAUCCCUUGAGGAGCUCCUUAUUAAACCAACUCCACCAGUGAGACGAAAAACAAGCUCAGCUGAAAGUGACUAUUCACUGGUUUCUAAAACACAAGGAAUGGAGGAGACACCUCCAACAAGAAGGCAAGAGAACAGAAAUUUGAUUGAAAUGGUCAGCAAAACAUCUAGCAGCAGCAAUUUGGAGAAAGUUCCUGAAGAGACACCUAUUAAACCAAUUGAAGGGGAAAAAAUUGAAAAUGAAAGUAAUGUUAUUUCAUUGUUUUUCAAACCCCAAGAUAUAGAUGAGACACUGGAAAAACCCACACCCCCAACGAGAAGGAGAGAUAGCAGAACUAUGAAUGACUCCAUGGCUAAAAAUAUUUCUGUCACCAGUGAUUUGGAAACACAAGCCAGAGAUGCUGAAGAAGCUCUCAUAAAACCAGCUCUGGCAGAGGAUACACCAGUGAAACUCACACCUCCGACACGCAGGAGAGCUAGCAGAAAUGUUGCUGAAAUUGUACCUAGAGAAAAAGAGGAUAAUGGCGUUUUAGAUACGACCAGGACACAAGAGAAUCCUGAUAUGGAGGUUCUUGUUAAAUCAACUACUUCAUUGGGACAAGAAAUAAACCAUGCUGAAAGUAUCACCACUUUGGUUGAUAAACUUCAAGAAACAGAGGAAACUCUGGAAAAGCCCACAUCUCCGACAUACAGAAGAGACAGCAGAAACAUGCAUGUAAUAUUACCUGAGCAGACAGAAGUUGAAUUGUCAAGUAACACUGAUUUGGCCAACACUGCAACACAAGAUCGUGCUGAUGUGGAUAUUCUAAAAUCAGUUCCUUUAAUGGGCCCCAAAGCAAGUCAAGCUGACGGUGGCAUUUCCAACGUUGAUAAAACCCAAGAUGUUACCCAAAAUGUUGCUGAUAUAGUCCCUAAAGAAAUAGAGUGUAACACUGAUCUGGACACAACCAGGACACAAGAGAACCUGGAGAUUCUUGUUAAACCGACUAUUUUGGUGGGCCAAGAAUUAAACCAAGCUGAAAGUGACUCCUCUUUUGUUGAUAAACCCCAAGAAGUAGAGGAAACACUGCCCACACCUCUGACAUGCACAAGAGAUUUUGGAAACAUAGAUGAAAUAGAACCUAAUCAAACAAAGGAUGAAUUCUCAGGUAACAUUUAUCUGGACAAGACUGCUCCUCUGGUGGAAUGCAAAGCAAGUCAAGCUGAAAUUGGCAUUUCAAUUCUUGAUGAAACCCAAGGUAUAGAGGAAACACUGAGGAAACAAGAGAUGCAAGAGAAUGCUGAUAUGGAGGACCUUGAAAAACCAAUUCUUCAAGUGGAACAAGUAGCAAACCAACCUGAAAGUGGCCUUUCUUCAGUAGUUUUUAAUUCUCAGGAGAAAUAUCAGGCAACUCUGAAACAAUCCACACCUUUGACAAGAACAGAAAGCGAAAUUAAGAGUGAUGAAUUUUCUCAAUCUGAUGUCCAUGAGGGUCUAAUUGAACCCUCACCAAGUGACCGUGAUAAUGUAGAGCAUGAAAGUAUCAAAGUAACAUCUGUUAGCACAGAGCCUGAAGAAUCUCUACCCAAACCAACUACACCGACUGACCAAAAGAAGGACACAACCAUAACCAAUCUAGAUACAAUUUCUGUUCAAGUAGAAGAGUCACCAGUCGAACCAACCAUACCGAUUAGUGAUGUAGAAAAAACACUUGAAGUUCAACCAGUGAUUAAACAAGACGAUGAACAGCCUGAGAAAAAGCUCUCCUCUGCUUUGGGAAUGGUGUCUACAGAGGACUUCACUGAACCUGAAAGCCUGAAUUUGGUUGAGGCACAAGUCCAAGAUGGAGACCAAUCAGAAAUCUCUAGUGAGGAUGCCUCAUUUGCAAAAAGUAUAGGUGUGUCAGAGGUGUUGAAAGAAAAGGAAGAAGAAGAAGAACCACUUGGUGCUACGAUGAAUAUUAUUUUUGCUGAGAUUGAAAAGAUGUCUAAGACGAGACCAAAUAGCCUGCUUAUUGAGAGCAGGCCUUAUGAUGAUCCUCUGGAUGUUCUCAACACUUCUGAUGUUGACCUUGAGACCCAGUUGCACAGAUUGGUAUUAUGCAUACUGAGUUGCCGUAACAGGCCUGCGGUGCUCAACCCUACAGACAUGGCCAAACAAGUAGAAGAGGCAGAAUUCUGCCGGCAGAGUGCUCAGAAGCAGGUUUCCUCGAUCUCAAAGCAAGAUCACGUUAAUGGUGAUGUUGCCAGUCUUGCCACUGGUUCAGCCAGUGACCCUGAGGCUAUGCAGCGACUGAGUUGCCAGUGGACAGAGGCAUUGUGGGAUGUAUCUGGCACUGUACACACCAAAGAGGCACAAUUGCAGCUGGUGAUUGACUAUGACAGACAAAUGCAGAAAGCGAAGGCCACUCUUGAGAAACUGGCAGGUGAACUGGAGUCCUUGAAAAUGUAUCCAGUCGAAAGCAGCUUUGUCGAGGAGCAGAGACUGCGCUCCUUCCUGAGGACUAUGGAACAGGAGAGGACAAUUCUGGGAGAGCUGAUUCAGACGCAUUGUAAGCUAUCACCCCACCUCAGCCAGCAUGAGAGAGCAGCAUCACAGUUGCAACAGAGCAUUUUGCAGUGCGAAUGGAAUUCGUUAGAGAGAGCCACUGAGAAAACCUUGCAUAAUGUAAGCGCUUACACUAAAGAGAGUUUUGACCUUCUAGAGGAUGUCCAUACCCUUAAAGAUCAUGUGGAGAAUUUUAACAAGAUCUUAGGAUCGCCAUGGAUUUCAUCUGCUGCUUGGAAUAGCAAGAGAGCACAAGAAAGGAUUGAACUCCGCGCUGAGCUCACAGCUGCCAAACAAAGAUAUUUUGAUCUCCAUCAAAGCUUUGAAGCUCUCUCCCAAGGAUGUAGUUUAAAUGUCGAGGUAUUUAACAUACAGCAAGGCUUAUGGAGUAUAAAAGAUCACAUGGAUCUGAUUGGUGAGGAGUUGGAUUCUUCAUUCCCCACCAGCAACAACCCAACCAUGGUCAGAAUCAUCACAGAGAUCACAGAAGCCCUAGCUUGGGCCAAGAAGACAGAGUACGACAUUCAGAGUAGGCAAAAGAAGAUUUCUCUGCUUCCAGAGGGUGUCCAUCGGCAAAUCAAAGACUGGAAGAAGCUGCAUUCGGAGAUGACGUCAAAGCAGACAGAGUUAACAAAUUUGACUGAGGAGGUUACAAAGUUGAUCCCAGAUCUUGACAAACCUGAUGUUUCUAUGGUCACCUCCUUCUUGAAACUACUGGCAAGUUUGUCAAAAUCGUCAGCAGAAAAACUAACCGCAGCUAUGGAAGAAAUACAGUUAAGUCUUCAGACUCGGGAAAAGAUUUCAGAGCAGAUAGCUCAUGUGGAGUCCUGGAUCUUGUGCCACCUCCAUAAGGAAUCUCUGAGUAGAGAGGAUUUUCAAAGCUUGAGCACAUCGGAUCUUGAUCGAAGGUUGCAUCAGAGUCAGGACACACUCCGUGAGGCAGAAAACCACUCCGGAAUUACAGAGGCUUUACUCAUGAAGAGUAAAGAUAUCGCAUCUGAACUUAGCAUCUCUGAGAAUGCAUGGCUGUAUGAGAAACUUACCAAUCUCCAGGAAGACAUAAAGGGCAUAAUCAAUUAUGAGAAAUUAUUCGUUCUGGAGAUAACAGAAAUAUUACAGAACCAGGAGUCAUCAGAACAGAAAAUAGCUUCUUUAGAGCAGAAAUUGAGGCAGAUAAAAGAUAUGAAAGAACACACCUUUCCUAUCACUAAGGAGACUCUGUCUGCCAUUGAGCCUUUUAAACGAGUGCUUAUGGAGCACAAAUUUCAGGCUGAACAAAUAAACACAUCAGCAGAAAGCAAGAGGAGAGAGCUUCUGUCUGUGAUCUCUGAGCUCCAUCAUAAACUGAAGGCUUUUCAUAUUAAAGCUCAAAUCCAUGAAAGGUUCCUCAGCCUCAAGCAGCGAGUGGAGGAUCUUCAGGAUAAUGUAGCGCUUUAUGUCCCAAAGGCUAAAAAUGAAAGCAUUGCCAAAGAGGAGCGCUAUAAAAUCUGUCAGACUCUUCUUACCCAGAUUCCACUACUCAAACUUAUGUACAAGGAAGCAUUUGAUGAACUUGCAAACAUCUCAUCAGACCUUUAUCCAUCUCAGCUAACUACAGAACAGGAGAGGCUAAAACAAAACUUUGAGAGUCUUAAUGCUUGGGAACUGGCUAUCGAAAAUAACCUUCAGAAUGUGGAAUGGCACAUUCUAAAAGACAUACAUUAUAUUUCAGAGCAAAAAGCGGUACAAGGUUUCCUCAGAGAGGUUCAGCAGGUGCUGGAAAUGACUUACGAGGUGGAAUCGAACCAGGAAGCCAUUGAAGACGAACUCAGAAAGUUUCUUAAACUUAAGAAGAAAGUUGAAGCUAGAUUGCGGGUUCUGGUGGUUUUGGAAAUAAAAAAUGGAUACCAGCAGGGCUCUCGAAACGCUAAAGACAUUGCAGAAUUGGCAAAAAGAGUUUUAGACAAGUGUGAGCAAAGACUGGUGGACUUGUCCAAAGCAAAGGAAUCAUUAAAAAACUAUUCUAGGGAAGUCAGAAAUGCCAACCAGUUCCUCCUGAGGACUGAAUCUGUUCUUCUCCCCUCUGUCUGUUCACCAAGCAGCUGUUCAGAAAGGCUGAAAGAUGUCCAACAGGCUCUAUUAACUUUAGACAAAGAAUUCCAGUCCCAUAUUGAAAAAAUUCAGACUCAUGCUUUCUCCAGUCCUUUAUUUUCUGCGCAGAAUAUAGAACAAUUACAAAUUGAGGUUUUCAGUCGCCUCUUGGUCCGAAUGUCUGCACUUAAAGCCCAGGCGCAGCUGAGACUAGAAGCUUUAGAGAGGUGUGUUAAUAAGCAAAAAAGCACACGUGUGGGCUACGAAGAGAUGUGCCGACGUAUCCGGGACGCAGAAACUACCCUAGCGGAGUGCGCCUCCAAAAAUAUCACAUCUCAGACAGAGUGCUAUAACCAGCAAGAGAAAAUUAAAACGCUGGUUAAAGAGAUCGGCACACUGCCUGGCAAACUGGAUGAGCUGAGAGAGUGGUGUCCAGUGCAGGGUUGCCAUAGCAACAGGGACAAUGCUGUAAACUCCCUGUGGGGUCAGGUGGCCAGGCUGCGACAUUGCGCAAGAGAUCUGCUCGUACACUCGGAGUGCAGGGGAGAGGAAUGGAUACGCAUCGGAACGAGUAUUGAAAAAGCAUCAGCUGUUCUGAAACAGAUGGAAACUGAGUUGCCAGACUCCAUCAUAGAAAAGGCUACUGCUGAGGAGCUUCAGGAUCUGCUGCAGUUCUUUUCACCGUACCAGGACAGACUGGACUGCGAGCAUCGAGCACUUUCCGCACUGGAACUACGAGUCGCAAGGCUACUGAGAGUCCCCUCCCACUUGGAACAAGCCCCGCCCAUUCCGCUGUGUCAGGAGCUGCAAACCAUGCAAGAGCGUUAUCACAGUCUAAAGUCCCGGAGUGCUCAGGGCUGUAAGGCUGUGCAGGCGGAGAUAAAAGAGAGGAAGAAGGUAUGUGAGGAGUUGCAGGGGAUCACGGAAUGGCUCGUCACUGCAGCAUUCGUGCUGUCAGAGCUGGAUAAAGCGCCCAAGACUGAACGUCUGCAGGAGCUACAUUCUGAACUGUGUACCCAGAAGGCUGUUCUGCAGCGCAUCAUGGAGGGUCUUAGGAUGAAAUAUUCACAAAUGUACACUCUGGUUCCUGUGGAGAUAGACGGCCCAUUACAGGAAGUCUCUCACUCCCUACAGGAAGUGGUAAAGAAGGUGGAUGUGGCCGUCCAGAAGAGUGGCCCUUUACACAGGCUAGACGCUAAACUAUCAGAGAUCAAUAUGGGUCUGGAUGCUGUGCAGAGCAGACUGAUGAAUAAAUGUCCUAAUGUUGAUGAAGCUGAGAGCACACAGAAGCGUGUGUGGGACGAGUUAAAUGGCUUACACUCACGUCUUCAAGCGGUCGAAGUGGAACUCCAGGAUCUCAGUGAAGAGAAACCGGAAGAGGUGCAGGCCCUGAAGGAAAAAAUCUCUCGGACCCAGGAACUGCAUACACACCUUUCCAAACAAGCUGAGGACAGGACGGGCUUUCUCAACAAGAUACGUGGUUGGCUGCAGGAGCAGGAUGAGAUGGUGAAAGGAUCUCAGAGCUGGAUUACUGAAUCUCAGUCAUGGUUGACUUUGCCAUAUACGUAUACUACAGCGAAAUGUCUGGACAGCCAUGUUAAUGCUCUACAGAUGGUCCUUGACGACUCGGCGCAGAUUCGCCAGACUUUACAGGGGUUUGAGUGUGUGUUGAAGGAGAUGGCUAGUGUGUGUGAUGUGAGCGAGCUUCAGAAAGAGCUGCUUGAAGCAGACCAGCGUGUAGCGGACAUGCAGAGCAGCCUGCUGGAGCCUCUGAAAACGUUAGAGCAUGCUGCAGCUGAAGUGGAUGCCAUGGAGUCUGAGGUCAGGAUCAUGGAAAACGACGUGACUGAUCUCAGACCAGCACUCACCUCAAAGCAAGGCAUCAGCCAAGACAAAUUUAGGGCUGCAAUAAACAGGAUUGAGCUGAUGAAGAGGACAGUAGAUGAGCUGAAGAGCUGCAAGACUGGACUUCGUUUGCCAGAAGGAGCAGAAAGCACACUCACUGUGUUCAGUCGUGCUGACUUACUACUGAAUAAACUAUUGGAGCUAGAGCAGUUGGCAUUGGAGCACACUGUUGUGGUAUCAGAGCCAUGCGAGAUUUCCUCCACACUCCGCGUUCCUCCCACUAUUGUAGAAGAAGAACCUCAGGACAGUGUUUUGGAGCAGGGGCAGGUGGAGAUUGUCCGCGUGACGGACGAUGUGUUGACACGAUCCGGAGCUGUUCUGAUGAGUAUAAAAGAAGCAACACUUGAACAAAAAGUUGAAUCAUCAGUUCAUACACAGAAGCUAGGGCAUGAGGAAGAGGAGGAGGAAAUAUAUGUGGACUUAAGAGAAGACACUGAUGAUGAUGAUUUCUAUGAAGAUGCAAGAGAUGAUUAUGAAGGGAUGAGAGGACCUCCUAGUGCUGCAGGCUGUGAGAGAGUGAUGAGUUGUAACAAGGAGGACACCGAGAGCGGAGAAACAGCUCCUGCUGACUCGACAGAGCAGGAAAGGAGAGAAUCAGAUGCAGAGGCAGCUGAAAGCGAGCUUGUUGCCCCCCUGGAAUCGGGCGACCCUGAAGCUGCAUCUAUACCAGAAGCCUCUGUGAGAACCCAAUCUCCCCCCAGAGAGCUGGUAACCAAUACCCCAUUCGUUAAAGAACGCUCCACGUCUCCUUCCGGAGGCCAGCAGAAGUGUGUUGCAGCUGAAAGCGAGCUUGUUGCCCCCCUGGAAUCGGGCGACCCUGAAGCUGCAUCUAUACCAGAAGCCUCUGAACGGGGUGCAUGGAAGGGGAAGCAAAUCGAGUCAGAGAGGCUGAAGACACAUACCAGCAGCACACAAUCUAGGUUUAGAAAGUUUACACACACUCAUGUAGAAACCACAGACUCUCAGGGAACCGUAACUCCAUUCCAGGUCAUGAACAGUUCAGCCGGAGAGCCGUUCAGACGAGAAGAGUUAAAGUCUCCGGGCUCAGCCUCCAAAGACAAACACAGUGUUAUAGUGUCAGAUCAGGGACCACAUGCGCCAGUCCUUUCUGCAGCGACAUAUACAAACCGUCGUGAGAGAACGACGGAGGACUUGGCUGAAGUUAAACCCUGGCACUUGGGUGAAACUCCCCCCCUAGACGGAUCGCUCCUUUCCUGCCAUGAACGAGCUGCACAGAUGGAGCUCUGGCUGGAAAAGGCCCAGCUGACUCUACACAGCAGCAUGCAGCAAAGUGUUGAGGAACAGCUGCACACCUGCCAGGAGAUGUUUGUGGAGAUUGAGCAAAAGGUGGCCAGUGUGUCUUCAACAGGGCAUGAAGACGAGCAGAAAUCACUCAGCGCUAAACUGCAGCUCCUGAAGAACAAGCUGGUGACAUUUCAACUCCUGCUGCAGGAGAGGCACAGUGAGGAGAAGGUGUGUGCUGAGAGAGAGCGCCCCCCGCAGACUCGGCUAAAGCGCAGCAACAGCGUUCAAGAGAUGAUGAGCUUGAACAGGGCCAAACUCUUUAGACAGAGUAGCCUGCAACAGCAGAGGGAGUUAGAGCAGGGUCUGAUUGAGCAGAGAGAUCUGACAAAGAUCAUUGCAGCACAGGGAAUCAGAGUCAGACUGCAAAGUCAAAGUGCAGAGGAGAAUCCGAGGCUGCUUACUCCUGCAGCACCGAUGAUGGUGGAGGGGCAAAGACAGGAAAGGGUGGAGUCAGUUCACAAGAAGUGGACUCACCUCCACAGGAGACUCAGCCAGAAAGCAGGAGAGCAGCAGGAAGAGGAGACAUCUCCUCCACCUGUGUGUGUAUGGAACAAUGCUGACGGAGCUGCAUGUCUACGGGAGCUUGAGUCCCACAUCACACACCUGCGAGAGCUGGGGGGGACAGCAACAUCAACAACUCCUAGUGAUGUGCAGGUGACAGAUGAGGGUUUGUUUGAGGUGUUGAGUAGAAUUACAAUUUCUCUCUCCAGUCUCUCUCACACACUUGUCUCACAGGCAGGAGCCACACACACCGACUCUCAAAUACAACUGCAGCAGCUACAGAGUUUCUCUGCAGAGCUCAGCACUUUGAGUGCAGAGUUAACCACUCAGAGGUCAGAGGUCAUCAGGUCAUUAGGCUCCGUGGUUCCUACAGCCGGUGUGUGUGUGGAUCUGCUGCAAGAACGUGUGUGUGAGAUCCAGACUGUUCUCUCAGAAAAACAGACCCAGCUGAAAGACACUCUGCAGAGACAGAACAGGAUAGAACACAUGCAUGCUGCCUUGCUUGCUAACACCUCAAACAUGAAAACACUAACUACUGAUGAUUCACGCUGUGACCUUCAUGCACAUCGACAGGCCGUUGCCGGGUUUCAGCUCGAGCUUCAGAAGCGAGAGAGCGAGCUAGCCGAGCUGAGAGACGAGACGGAGAAACAGGAACGAGCGACUGGGUUAACGCUAGAUAUCACCAGGCUGGAGAGUAUGUACAGCAGUGUGUGUCAGCAUGUUGCUGAUUUGCAGUGCAGUGUGGAGCAGCAGCAGCAAUGUGAGCGUGUACUGAAAGGCCUUCAGAACCUGCUGGAAUUUGGCAAACAGAGACUUUCAUGCACAACAGAGCCGGAGCCACACACCACGGAACAGCUACACAAACUUCUCAGCACACACACGAAGUUCUUCCUGUCUCUCGGCUCUCACUUGCAAGCUCUGCAGCGUUCCACAUCCCGGAUGCCCGAUGGCAUCUAUUGCAGGUGGGACACAGCGGUGGCAGAGGUGGAGGACCAGGUGAAUGAGCUUCAGUGUGAGGCUCUGAAGACAGGAACUGCUUUGCAGCUGAUACUACAGAUGUGGACUCAGUGGGACGAGAAUCAGUCCUGGUUGAAGAAACUGCUCCAAAACCUGGAGCGUCAGCUUUCCAGCGUGCAUUUAGAGGAGCAGACAGAGGAGGCGCUGCAGAGAUGUCUUUCGGCAUAUAAAACGUUGCAGGCAACCCUGGAGGCAAAUAGUGCCCAGAUUGGACUGGUUUUAGAUCAUGCCAGCAGACUGCGAGAAGUGGAUGUGACUGGUCACUUGAUGUAUAGUCUUGUGUACAGAGUGGGUGUGGCUACUCUGAGGCUAAAACAGUGUUUAGCCACUCUGCAACGGAAAAUGGAAAAUGGACUGGACUCCACACACUACCUGAUAAAACUCUGGAAGAGGUAUCAUCGUGACUCUACUGCGAUGACAGAGUGGAUGAAUAAAGCCAGAGAACGUCUGCACAGCUGGAAAGUUCACACGAUGACCUCUGGACAAGCCAUCGCCAACUUCCAUGAGUUUAUUGAGCUGUGUAAAGAGCUAGAGAUAAAAUCAUCUCUGAAAGCUUCACUGAUCAGCACUGGCACUGAGAUCCUGCAGAUCAGUGAGAGAGAACACACAGACACAAACUCACCCUCAUCAAGAUCCACUCAUCAUAACUCUCAGUCAGAAGAAAACACUAUUCAGGCAGAUGUUUUUACAUUAAAGGAUGUUUCCAGUGCUGAAGAUAAGAAAGAAGAGUCCUCAAACUGUGGAGCUCACACUCUUGAAAACAUUCACACUGAUAUAUGUAAGGGAGAAGAUACUAGCGUCCAAGAUGAGUCUCCUGCUGAAAAGUCACCACUGAAAGCGUCCACAAAGGUGUCAGAAAAACUCCUGACCAGCAGCAGCACUAAUGUGGUUCAUGUGAUGGUGAUGUCUCCUGUCCUGCUUGCUCUGAAAGAUCACCUGAAAGAAGUGGAGUGGAGUUGGGUGGAGUUGCAUGCAGAUGUCAAUGCAGUACAACAAAAGCUGCAUCAGGGUGUUGUGGAGAGUGUAUGUCCUCAGUCCCUGCUCUCAGAGGUGUGCAAAUGGCUUGAUGGAGCUGAAGCAUGCCUAAGGGAUGCAGAGGAAAAUGCUAAAUUAUCAAACACAGCAGUACAGCUCACACGUCAACUGAACACAUACAAGGAGCUGAAACGAGCACAGGUGUGUGUGCAGAUGUCAGUGGACUACCUAAACCAGAUGGUGCUAAAACACACCGAGCCACACCUCAGAUGCAAAAUAACAGCAUUCGCUGAACAGCUGGGGGAGAUGAACCUACGCUGGUCAAUGCUGCAAACAAACCUGUACACACAGAUGCAGCACGUCGAGGAAAAGCUGAGCAGCUGCGCAGACCGAGAAAGCAAACUCCGCCUUCUGCGUGCCUGGGUCAAAGGUCGUGAGGCAUGGAUGCAGCUGGCUGGGAGGCCUGUCAGUCACAGAGCAGCAGAAAAGCACCUGAAAGAGUGCGAGGAUUUGGAGGAGGAGCUGAAGGGAAGAUCUGUUAAGCUGAAUGAGCUAAGAAAGAGCGAUGAUGAACACACACAGUCAGGCUUCAUCAUUUACAUUAAUGCCAUCUCCCAGUCUUUGACUGCUUUAACUGAACAGAACUGCACUCUGAAACAAACUCUGCAGCACGUGUGCGAGGCAUGGUCCGCAUUCGAUUGUGGGUGGGGUCAAGUUUCUCAGAGCACCGUUAGAAUAUGUCUGUCCUUAGAACACUGCCACGCCCCUUACACCUCCAUCACAGCGCUCCAAAAGAGCAUCGAUAAGCUACAGGCGCUGCAACUUGAAGCUGAGGAAGCGGACCAAAAGUGGGAGGAGCUUAACCACACAUUCUCCCAUCUUGUUGGUUUGAUCCAUACGGACACCUCAUAUUUAUUAUCUAAACAGCUGGAGAAGGAGAGGUUACGGUGGUCUGAGGUGAAGCAAGACCAUUCACACACCUCAGUGAGGUUACACACUCUUCUGCAGUCAUGGAAACAGUACUCUGAUUUGUCGUGUUCCUGCUCAGAGAAGCUACAGCAGGAGAAGGAGCAGCUCUCUCACAUCUUGAAGACGGCAAUCGAGCAUGACAGCGACACAGAAACACUUACAGCUUGUAUACAGCAUUUACACGACCUGCUGGAGAACACUCACUCUCUCCAAACAGACUCGCACCGAACACUCGAAGCUUCAAAAGAGUUGAUUGGGCAGAUGGAAUCGACAGCAGCUGCCCUUAUCCAAUCAGAGUGUCGCAUGCUGACACGUGGGCUUCAUCAGAUUGAGCAGGCAGUGAAGUGGAAGCUGGAAGAGAUACAGGAGGAUGUCAAGCAGCUUCAGGAUUUCGAACAGGUACUGCAUUCACUGGAGACAUGCUUACAGGAGUGGACGAGGCACCAGAAAGACACUCAAGAAACAGACAUAUCAAAGUGUGAUCUGCUGGAAUUGAGCCGUCGUUCGGCUGACGUGGAAAUGUUGAAUAAACUCAGUUACAGACUGACCCUGAGUGACCCCAUGACCCAGAGACUGCAGAGUCUGAACAGGAAGUGGGCUCAAGCGUCUGCCCAUGCUCAGGAGAGAUGCAGUGAGUUACAGGCCGUGUCUCUCCAGCAGCAGGUGUUUGAGAAGAGGUGUGAGACGUGGAUGUGUUUCCUCCAGAGAAUGGAGGACAGUUUAGCGGGAGAGAUCGCAUCCACUUACCCCGGUCUCCAAGAGCAACUACGCUCACACCAGAGGUUCCAGGCUGAGUUGGCUCUUGGUCAUCAGAUUCUACACUCUGUGAUCACAGAAGCUCUGCACCUGCUACAAAGGGGGGAGGUGGAGGACAGGAGUGAUUUCCUGUUAAAGUUGACUCAGCUCAGAGAGCAUUGGCAGGGUGCUCUACAGAGAGUGGCUCAGCGGCGCAACCUGGUGGACGGGCUGAUACACAACUGGCACCUUUAUACGCACACUCUGCGCAAACUCAAUAAGCUGCUCACCCUCACGCACACACUUCUGUCUCCGACCAGCCUCACACACUACAGUGUGACGCAGCUCCGACGUUCACUUAAACAGCUUGAGCACACUGAUCUGCUCUUCCAAAGGUCCCUCUCUUCAUACUUGCUCCUGUUGGAUGUGGGUCGACAGCUCUUCUCCGUCAGUGAUGAGCAAACACAGACAAGGUUACAGAAGGACCUCGCCACUCUACAGGAGGACUGGGAAUGCUCCCAAUGCAUGCUGGAAAAGAGGAGGGCUCUCACUUCUGACAUCAUCAAGACGUGGGAGAGCUGUACGGGCCGGCUAGACGAACUGUCAAAGCGUCUAGAAGAGCUCAAAAUUAGAAUGGAAAAGCAGGGGAUGGAGGAAGAGCUGAUUAAGAAGCUUCAGGACUCUCUGGAGGACUGGGCUGUGAGUCUGUGUGAAGCCAGCAGCAUGAAGACCGAUGUGUCUCAAUACAUCCUCAACGAGGACGUGCUGAUGCUGCGAGAGCAAGAGGAGCAUCUGCACAGCCAGUGGGAGGAACUAUGCCUUAAGGUGUCGUCACGUAAGCAGGAGAUUGCUGACCGGCUGAACGCUUGGAUAAUCUUCAAUGAGAAGAACAGGGAGCUGUGUGAGUGGCUUACGCAGAUGGAGAACAAGAUGACGCAAAGCGCUGAGCUCAGCAUUGAGGAGAUGGUAGAGAAGCUGAAAAAGGACUGCAUGGAGGAAAUCAACCUGUUCAGUGAGAACAAGACUCACCUGAAGCAGCUUGGAGAGCAGCUCAUCACAGCCAGCAACAAGACCAAGGAGAGCGAGAUCAACGACAAAAUCAAAGGCAUCAACGAACGCUGGCAGCACCUGUUUAACCACAUAGAGGCCAGGGUGAGGAAGCUGAAGGAGACUCUGGUGAUGGUGCAGCAGCUGGACAAGAACAUGAGCAACCUGCGCACGUGGCUCUCACGUAUAGAGGGGGAGCUCACCAAACCCAUCGUGUUCGGUGUGUGCCACGGCGAUGAAAUCCAGUGCAAACUCACCGAACAACAGGAGCUGCAGAAGGACAUUGAGCAGCACACGGAGGGCGUGGCAUCUGUGCUUACGCUGUGCGACAUGUUGCUGCACGACGCUGAUGCCUGUAGCGGUGAUAUUGAGAACGACUCCAUCCAGCAGACCACACACAGCCUGGACCGUCGUUGGAGAAACAUCUGCGCUUUAUCCAUGGAGAGGAGAAUGAGGAUCGAGGAGACGUGGCGCCUCUGGUGUAAGUUUCUAGAUGAUUACUCGCAUUUCGAGGACUGGCUGAGCAUGGCAGAGCGUACUGCGGCGAACCCGGCCAGCACCGACGUCCUCUACACAUGCGCUAAGGAGGAGCUUAAAAAGUUUGAGGCAUUCCAGAGGCAGGUCCACGAGCGUCUGACACAGCUGGAGCUGGUGAAUAAGCAGUACCGCCGCCUGGCCCGAGAGAACCGCACAGACACGGCCUGCAAACUGAAGACGAUGGUGAACGAGGGGAACCAGCGCUGGGACGAGCUGCACAGGAGAGUCAGCGCCAUCAUCCGCAGACUCAAGCACUUCACUGCUCAGAGGGAGGAGUUUGAGGGAACAAGGGACGCGGUUCUGGUGUGGCUCACCGAGAUGGACCUGCAGCUCACCAACGUCGAGCACUUCUCUGAAAGUGACAUCCACGACAAGAUGAGACAACUCAAAGCGUUCCAGCAGGAGAUCAUGCUGAACACAAAUAAGAUCGAUUCUCUGAUUGUGUUUGGAGAGAAACUGAUACAGAAGAGCUGCCCGCUGGAUGCCGUGCUAAUCGAGGAUGAGCUGGAGGAGAUGCACUCUUACUGUCAGGAGGUGUUCAGCAGAGUCGCACGCUUUCAUCAUCGCCUCGUCAGCACCCAUCCGGUCAGGGAAGACGAGCACGAUUUUUCAGAUAGAGAGCAGGAUAUAGAGGACUCGUUAGAGCUGAGCGGCGUGUGGGACAGGGACGUUGACACAGAGGAGGCUGUGACACCGUUAUCUGCCCAGCCCUCAGCGUGUUUCCUCCUCCCUCACCCAUUCGAGCCAUCGGGCCGAGAGUCACCGGCCAGUGUAGACUCCAUACCGCUCGAGUGGGACCACACAGUGGACGUGGGCGGAUCUUCAUCGCCCGAGGACGAAGAUGAGGCUACGUAUUACAGCGCCCUCUCAGAUGUCCAGGUCACUGAGAGCUCUGAGUCCUUUAUUAAAGCUACAGAUCGAGCUCUGAAUGCUGCAGCUGUGACGGAGCCCAGCUGGCAGGACAGGAAACGCAUGUUCCACAGCCUGACCUCCAGCCCUACACACAUCAGUGGUGCUUACCAUCCUGAGGGAUAUGCUAAGCUGAUGUCUGAGUGCACAGAGAACAUAGACAACGUGAAGCGAGUCAAACACAUACUGAACGAUGACGAGUCAUUCGAAGGCCUGACCAUACUGUCAUCUGCAGACAAACAGACAGGAGUGAUUGAGAGGUGGGAGCUUCUCCAGGCUCGACCCCAGUACAACAUCAAGGAUCUGGGCAUUCAGCAAGAUCACCACAGGUUGACUUCUGACCUCAGAGAAAUCACAACCUGGCUGGACUCUGUGCUUCCUGAACUGGAGAGGUUAGAGAGAGGAAACGAGCACCCGAGCAUUAAAGACAUGAAGAACAGCAUCUGCAAGCUCAAGGCAAGCCAAAGGACAUUGGGCAGCUACAAGGCUCGUAUGAUUGAGGUGAACCUGACAGGGCAACAACUCUUGCUAGAAGAAGGGGCGCAGGUGCAAGAACUGAAGUCAGAGCUUCAGGCCGCCAAUCAGAAAUGGACGCAGGCCUGUGGUGUUCUGGACACUUGGGAGAACCAGCUGCACCUUGAGCUCUUGCAGUGUCAGGAAUUCCACGAGACUCUGCACUCUCUCUUGCUGUGGCUAGCUCGAGCCGAGAGUCAGCGCUACAUGGUGAACAUUCAUGACCUCAGCGUGGAUGCUCAUGUACUGCAGGAGCACAGAGAUGUACUGAAGGCAGUCCAGUGUGCGCUCCUGGGCCGAGAGGAAGAGGUGCAGUCACUGCAGCAGAUUUCCUCCCACAUCCUUCAUGCAGAGCAGGGUGAAGAGAGCAUGGAGGCCAAGGAGAAGGUGCAUGUCAUUAACAACAAGCUCCGCCUUCUUCUCAGACAGAUCAGCCAUGACCUCAACAUACUUGAGUCCAGAUUGGACUCGGGAGCUGUGGAGACAAGACCUUCUGUACAGGCAAAGGAUGUUUCUCCAGGCCGGCCGUUUCUAUACCGGGUUCUGCGAGCUGCAUUUCCUCUACACCUGCUCUUCCUGCUGCUGUUGGUGCUGGCUUGCUUGGUGCCCACAUCCGAGUAUGAUUACAGCUGUGCCCUGUCCAAUAACUUUGCCCGCUCCUUCUACCCCAUGCUGCGUUACACCAAUGGCCCUCCUCCCACAUAAGCAACCAAUCCAAACACAAUUUUGUGACUGUCAAUGUGAAAAUACACACAAAAAAAAUGCAAACUACACAUUGUCUAGUUAUAAAUCAGUUUUACAUAAUUAAAUAUUUUAUAUUUACAUACAAUACUUGUAAAAUGGCUUGGGGUGUGUGCUGAGCUCCAGCUGUGUGUAUUUUUUAUUAGAAAAAACUCAAGUGGAGUUUUGUGUUUUAAUGUGUGUAUAAAAACCACUACUGACAGUGUGAAGUGUUGAUGAGCGAUAUUAGAUUGUGUAUGGGUUGUAUUUUGUCUUUACAACUGCUGGACUACCAAACGUUGAUGUUCUAUAGAUAUUUAACAAUGAAAAUAAUUAUAUUUUAUUUAUUUCCCCUAAUAGACUGUCUGGCACCUAAUGAUAGCCACAGUACAGACGAGAAUGAACAGUGUGUACAGAUUUAACUAUUUAUGGUUAUGAUAAAGUUUAAAGUCAAAUUGUAUUUCUUGACAAAUAAAGUUGUUUGCCUUUUAUCUAACAGGCUGACGAGAACGUUUAAGCGUGCCACUGACGACUACAGCGAUUUUACAACCCCAUAAAUUACGCAUCGACACAUUUUAUACAGGUCGUUGUUCAGUUAUUUACACAUUUUUCCCUUUUAUCAGCAGAAUGGUGUUGAGACAGAAUGCACACGGAUAGAAAUCACAUAUAAACACUUCCGCAUUUAAGACCUGAAUACACAUUUUUUUUUUACUAAUUUGUUAACCAUAGUUAAAUAGUGCAACAUGUAAACCAUGAUCCUAUUUAUCGCUUUACCACGUGGUUCAGAAGUUAGAUGAUGCACUAGUGCAAAUAUUGCAUUGCUCAUCAGUCAUAAACUACAGUCUCUAGGCAUGCAACAUUUUACGUAAGUAUAUGCAUUGCAUAAAACACAUUUGAACCUUUAAGAGGUUUUUGCUUAAAAGUGUUAAUUUCGGUAAACACCAAAAAAAAAAAAAAAAAAAAAAUGGCUGCAGUAUUGCAAUUCUACAUAUUUGGCUACUUUUUUCUGCUCAGAAGCUCUAACAGAAAUAUCAAAUAAUGGGCAAAAAUCCUCACUCUAACGUGGACUACUGAUAAAAAGGAGAAUCAGAGCAUGCUACAUUAAAUUUCAUUUUAAAACGAUAUAGAACCAGUUAAAUAGUUAUAAAGCCUAAAUUAUGAAACUUUUUUUUUUAAACCGACCCAUCAGUCAGAUUAAGGCUGAGUGUAAAAGUCACCACACUGCCGAAGCAAAAUCAGGCUAGAGUAUCCAGGCCUUAAACAUUUUGCAUGCUCCUGUCAAAGUUUGGCAAAAAAAAAAAAACAUUUAAGAAACAGCAAAAAUGUAAUGACUGCACAUCAUUGCAUUCAGUAUUUUUGUAGUUUCUAAACAAGUUCGGUAAUACAGUCAGGUUAUUUACAGCGGAUGAGACGGUGGCACAAACAGCAGAUUUGGUGUUGAGAUUUCUGGACCUUGGCUUUAAAAAUCUACAAAAAAGUUCUUUGUUUUAUAAAUGUUGUUUGUGGUCUGUUGGGUGAAACUGGAAAAGUCGCGUUACCUCAGCUGUCAUGUCAGUAUAAAGUCCAGGGCAUUUCAUAAACGAAGGCGCUUGGGCAGAUCCGUUGCGUAGUUUGCGUCACACACUCCUGAUCCUUUUGUGGAGGAAAGGAACAGAAAAUAACCUGCUCAUAUUUAGUACCAUUUAACAUCUCUCUCAGUUCAGAGGAACGUAGCACCGAAGAGUAAAAGAGGAAGGGAUGGAGGGAUGAGUAGUGCAAAAUAAAAAAAAAACACAGAAUGUAGUUAUUUGGACUGUAGUGUAAUAUACUGCAUUUUCUGUACUACCAGAUACACCCAAAUAAAAACUUCACUCUAAAAUGUU